Messenger RNA from Nannizzia gypsea CBS 118893, 1635 nucleotides. RefSeq lists its product as hypothetical. Gene Ontology annotation, molecular function: iron ion binding; oxidoreductase activity, acting on paired donors, with incorporation or reduction of molecular oxygen; monooxygenase activity. The record is from RefSeq and is a predicted model, not a curated record. NCBI's taxonomy places the organism in Eukaryota, Fungi, Ascomycota, Eurotiomycetes, Onygenales, Arthrodermataceae. The transcript is spliced from 4 exons. The coding region runs from base 1 to 1635 and encodes 544 amino acids.
AUGGAAUUCUACACCGAAUGGCCCCAGUUGGGUGCGAUUCUGAUACUUUCGUUCCUCGUAUCCAUAUUCCUGAUCUACCGGGUGUUCCUAUCGCCCUUAUCCAAAGUUCCGGCGGCACAUCCCCUAGCUCCUAUUACUGGGGCCUGGAUCAAAUGGCACAGAUGGCGUGGCACCUCUUACGAAGCCAUAGCGGCAGCCUUUGAACGAUGCGGUCCGUAUAUUCGUCUUGGGCCUUCUGAAAUUGCGACCAACUGCAAAGAAGGGUUUGACAGCGCUUAUGGAGUUGGCAAGAGGAAUUUCGACAAGGCAUCUGUCUAUGACUAUUUUGUGCAUUUUGGAACUCCGGCUGUGUUUACUUCGAAGAUGGCCAACCAACAUAGCCUUAUUAGAGGUCGGAUGGCGUCCGUAUAUACAAAGACACAUGUACAGUCUUGUCCUCAUACGCGAGCUAUACUUAAGACUGUGUUAUUGGAGCGAUUGAUACCAUUAUUCGACCAAGCAUCGCAGACCGUCUCUGGGGCCGUGGAUGUCCUCCCACUGUCCUAUGCAUAUGCGUUCGACUUCUUGUCCGCCUUUGUAUUUGGGCUGCCAGAAGGGGAUAGACUACUUGAGGACCUAGAGAAUAGGGAAGAAAAGCUUAGCCUAUACUACACCGUCUUCAUGUCGAAUGCCCCGAUCCUGUUGGGUGAAUUCAAAUGGAUCACUAGGGUAUUAAUAACCUUUGGAGUUCAUUUGCUUCCAAAGGACCUUUCACAACUGAGACAGCGUAGUGAGGAUUGGACAAGCCAGAAGGUGAAGCGGGUUGAGCAGAGAAUCCAGGCGCACUAUGCUCAGGGUGAGCCAUGGGAGCUAGGGAACCUCCCUAUCCUCUAUAGUGCUCUUAGGAGCAGCGUUGCUAGAGAAGCUGGUGUUGAGGAGACGUUUACUCCUAAGGGCAAACAAUUGUUGGAGCUAACCAGCGAAUGCCUCGAUCAAAAAAAUGCUCACUUCUACGUUUUAGCCAUGGUAUUGACAUACCUACUCUAUCAGCUUUCUCGUCACCCUACCCAUCAGGAUGAGCUUCAUCGCGAACUUUGCUCUUUACCAAGUCCGUUCUACUUGGAUACAAAUGAAAAGUGGUCACAACAUGGGCUACCAUCUGCAGGAGACCUACAGCGUCUACCAUUCUUAAAUGCGAUUAUCCAGGAAGGCCUCAGGUUACGAAAUACUCCCCCCGGGAUGGAUUCUCGGGUAACGCCUCAGCAACGUCUAUCUGACUUUGGCCCAUAUAAAAAUCUGCCACCUGGUAUUCGUGUCGGUGCUUAUGUCCACCUAAUUCAUCGUAGCAAUGAAUAUUUCCAUGACCCUCUUGCCUGGGACCCCUACCGUUGGCUCACCAAGAACGGUCAGGGCCAAUCCAUGGGAGCCAAAAGACAAGUCCUUCUCGCCUUUAGUGGUGGUAGUAGGACAUGUAUUGGCCAGCACCUUGCGCUGGAAUUGAUCCGAAAUGCUAUAGCGGCCGUGUACACAAACUAUAGAACCACGGUUUAUGAUGAAAGGGAAUACCCCGGGGACAAAGGAUUCCUAAGCGGUGAUCUGAAAAAAGAAAAGCUCUGGAUACGGUUCCAAAGGAUAGUACCACGAAGUGAUGAAUAA